Molecule: messenger RNA, 984 nt
Organism: Drechmeria coniospora
Lineage: Eukaryota; Fungi; Ascomycota; Sordariomycetes; Hypocreales; Ophiocordycipitaceae
Product: RNA exonuclease 4
Exons: 1
Coding region: 1-984 (327 amino acids)
Biological process (GO): rRNA processing; ribosomal large subunit assembly
Cellular component (GO): nucleus
Molecular function (GO): 3'-5' exonuclease activity; nucleic acid binding
Source: RefSeq, a predicted model, not a curated record
AUGGUCGAGCUUUCUUCCAAUUGGAAAAGGCUUCAAUCUGCCAUCAAGGCCGAAGGAGCCUCCAAGCGUCCGGAGGAGCAACGACCCGGCAACCCGGCGUCGCGUUCAGGCAAGACAUCGAGGGCAACCACAGCCAAGGCAGCCGUUCGACCAGCUUCGGCUCGACCUCACAAAAUCUGCAAAAAUAGACGUACCAGUCGGCCGAGAAUGGGUGGCGUCCAGAGCUCGAGCGUGGAAUCAGGGCCCAAGGAUGGCCCUUCACCAUCCAUCGCACUAUGGACCUCGGACAAGGAGAUUUCCACCGAGGCCUUGGCUGAUGCGUACGGCCUGGGGAUCAAAGACAAUUCCAUGCUUCUCGCUUCCCAGCAGGACAGAGUCAACCAAGGCUUGGGCGGUAGCCUGAGCUCGAUUGGGAAGUAUGUCGCGAUAGACUGCGAAAUGGUUGGCGUCGGCCCUGGAGGCCACGAAUCCGUAUUGGCGAGAGUCAGCAUGGUGGAUUUUCACGGCAGGCAAGUCUAUGAUUCGUUUGUGAAGCCGAGGGAGAAGGUGACGGACUGGAGGACGGCGGUGAGCGGAGUGUCGCAGAAGGAAAUGAGAUUCGCCCGAGACUUUGACGACGUGCAACAGGAUGUUUUCAACGUCUUGAAGGACCGCAUCGUGGUAGGCCACGACAUCAAGCACGACCUGGAUGCCUUGCAGCUCAGCCAUCCUCUGAGAGACAUCCGCGACACCGUCAAACACGCGACUUUCAGGAAGGUCGGAAAUGGCAGGAAGCCGGCGUUGAAGACGCUUGCGAGGGAGCUUCUCGGCGUCGACAUCCAGGACGGCUCUCACUCGAGCAUAGAAGACGCCCGGGUCACCAUGCUGCUGUUUCGCAGAUACAAGCCCGGCUUUGACGUGGACCACGCCAAUCGAUACGCGCCGAAGCCUGCGACGAAUAAUAGCAAGCACGUUAGAAGGUCAAAAGACACCAAGACUCGGUAG